GCUGGCGCCGAGAGCCGCACGCCACGCUUCUCGCUCCGGAUCCCUCUCUGCUCCCUGCACACGCACACCUGCCAGCCCGAUCUGCGCCCACCAUGGCCGAUAUUCAAACCCUGGUGGGAAGAUGGCGCCUAGUGGAGAGCCAAGGCUUUGAUGAAUACAUGAAGGAACUCGGAGUGGGACUGGCCCUGAGAAAAAUGGGCGGAAUGGCCAAGCCAGAUUGUAUCAUCUCCUAUGAUGGCAAGAACCUCACCGUAAAAACUGAGAGCACUUUGAAAACAACACAGUUUACUUGUGUCCUGGGAGAGAAGUUUGAAGAAACUACAGCUGAUGGCAGAAAAACUCAGACUGUCUGCACCCUCACAGACAACGGAUUGGUUCAACAUCAGGAGUGGGACGGGAAGGAGAGCACAAUAACCCGGAAAGUGCAGGAUGGGAAACUUCUGGUGGACUGCAUCAUGAAUAAUGUCACCUGUCAUCGGGUCUAUGAGAAAGCAGAAUAAAAAUUCCAUCAUUGCCUCAGACAGGAAUUAGCUGCAAAGAUGAACAAGCUCAGUUCAAUGAGCAAAUCUCCACACUGCUUUUUUUUUUCAUGACUAUGUUCAAUUAUCUUUAUCACAAGCAUUUUACAGGAAACUAUUCCAAAAGUGUUGAUUAAAUUAGAAUCAUCCCUUUGGGUAGUCAAUAAAAUGUGUUUGUGCUAA
Ochotona princeps (American pika) is the source of this 701-nucleotide messenger RNA. RefSeq names its product fatty acid binding protein 5 (gene FABP5). The coding region runs from base 93 to 500 and encodes 135 amino acids. The record is from RefSeq and is a predicted model, not a curated record. Lineage: Eukaryota; Metazoa; Chordata; Mammalia; Lagomorpha; Ochotonidae. Gene Ontology annotation, cellular component: nucleus; cytosol. The transcript is spliced from 4 exons. Gene Ontology annotation, molecular function: fatty acid binding. Gene Ontology annotation, biological process: fatty acid transport.